Sturnus vulgaris (Common starling) is the source of this 1434-nucleotide messenger RNA. The record is from RefSeq and is a predicted model, not a curated record. NCBI's taxonomy places the organism in Eukaryota, Metazoa, Chordata, Aves, Passeriformes, Sturnidae.
AUGGAUGGAUGGAUGGAUGGGGCCGCGGCACCUCGCCGGGCUUCCUCCUCCUUCCCUCGUCCCCUGUCUCUCUCGGCCUGCGAGGUAGCGCUGCUCCCCGGGCAGAGUAGCCAGGAGCAGAGCCAUUCCAAGGGGUGCCAGAGACACCAGGGACCAUGGGCACCACGGGGACUCAGCGGGCACUCCCUGGACUCCGGGAAUCCCUGCCCUUGGUCCCAGAUAACCAUGGUGCCUACAUACUCCUUGAUGGGACCUUUCAGAGGACACAUGAGUCUCAAAAGUAGCCCUUUUUCUCCUGGACCUUCCUGCAAACUCUCCAAUCAGUACAUCAUUCAAGACCACAUGGCUGCUCAUUUCAAGAAAUUGAUGUCUGCUGAAGCUGCUGUUGAUUCAUCUGCCCCAAAGAGUUUGCAUACCAGUGUUAAAUACAAGGACCAGCAGAAAAGAGACAGACUAAUUCAAACCCUUGAGAAAUACAAGAAGGAUCUUGUACAUGGUCUUCCUGCCUCACCAGUCAAGUGCAGAAGUAUUCCUCCAAACCAACAGAAGACAAACUGGGCACUGUUGGAAAAUGGUCACCCACUGUCUGGUCAGAGCAACUACCCCCGGACAAAGAGAGAGCAUGCCCGCUCUCUAUCAUGUCAGAAGUUCACUUCAAGGACUCUGCUGCUGGCUCCUGCUGCAAGAAAGACUAUCCCAAAUACUGCUCUGUGUGCUUUGUCUCAGACACCAGUUCACAGUGCUAGUGCCCACACAUCAUCUGCUUCACCCCUCCUGCAGCCUCACAUGCCUUUGGGCAGUCACAACAGGAAGAAGGCAUUUCAAAACUCUGGUCAUAAAACCUACUCUGGGGACCUCCUUGACAGACAUGCAAUUUACUUUACAGAAAAGAAGCAGUGUUUUACCCCUCGGAUCUUGAAGACAUCGCAUCAACCUUUUCUUGUAAAAUACAGGCAUUAUCAUCCUCCUUCCAGAAAAAGGAGCUCCUCCCCGGGCAGACCAUCAAUUAAAUCAGCAGGUAUCAACAACAAAAAGAAAGAAGGCUUGCACAGAUUUUUAGAGGAUGAACAUAUGAGACCACAUUCUGUUCAUUUUACUCAGCAGCCAGUUAAGAACCAUGAAUUGUGGAAUAACGAUUCUGAUAUGCCACUUUCUCCAGGAUUACAACUUCAAGAAGUAGAAGAAGAGUACCUUUGUUUUCUCCAGGAUCUUACAAAUGAUAUUUUGAUUAGAAAUUGUUAUCAAAAAGAGGCAUUAGAAGAUGUAUUUCAAAUGCACAUUAAAAGUAAGAGGCAUAACCUUGAUGAGGUAAAAAUGAGAAGAUUAGUCCAAAGUCUGAAGAAAGAGCUGAAUAUCACAAACCACCCAGACACUUCCAUCAGCUGUGGGGGAACAUGCCAGAGGGAUGCCAGCAUUCCUGCAACAUGCUUUUAA